Nothobranchius furzeri (turquoise killifish) is the source of this 2157-nucleotide messenger RNA. It is a transcript of the gene nfs1, whose product is annotated as NFS1 cysteine desulfurase. The record is from RefSeq and is a predicted model, not a curated record. Gene Ontology annotation, molecular function: cysteine desulfurase activity; pyridoxal phosphate binding. Lineage: Eukaryota; Metazoa; Chordata; Actinopteri; Cyprinodontiformes; Nothobranchiidae. Gene Ontology annotation, biological process: [2Fe-2S] cluster assembly. Gene Ontology annotation, cellular component: mitochondrion; nucleus; cytosol.
UUCCAUCAAUAAAUAGUUAGCACCGUUUUAAAAUUAUUUUGAAAUUCACUACCGGAAGUUAGCUUUGUUUUGUAACUUAACUUGCGAUGAUCCAUUUAAUUGCAACCUGGGUCUAAAGUGACAGACAGUGGCUGAACUGCUUUGUUGAUUUGGUCGCAGCCAACGUGUUGGUGUUGACGGAGGUCAGCAGGUCUUCGCCGAACCCAGCCUGCCGAGAUGCUUUCCCCGGGAAGGACCGUGUCCUCCAGGCUUCUGAGGCCCGCCUCUUGGUUUCCUUUUCGGCUGGGCUGUGAGCGGUCCGUCGCCAGCUCCAAGCAGAAAGAGUUGAUCAAGAAACACGAGCUGGAGAAAGAUGAGCUCCGGCCUCUUUACAUGGACUUCCAGGCCACCACUCCCAUGGACCCCCGGGUGCUUGAUGCCAUGUUGCCAUACCAGGUGAAUUACUAUGGUAACCCUCACUCCAGAACACACGCCUAUGGCUGGGAGAGCGAGACUGCCAUGGAGAACGCCAGGAAGCAGGUUGCUGAUCUGAUCGGAGCUGAUCCCAGAGAAAUCAUCUUCACCAGUGGAGCCACAGAGUCCAACAACAUAGCCAUUAAGGGCGUGGCUAGAUUCUACAAGUCCAAGAAGCACCACGUGAUCACCACACAGACGGAGCAUAAAUGUGUCCUGGACUCAUGCCGAGUCCUGGAGGCCGAAGGAUUCAGCGUUACCUACCUGCCAGUCCAGACGAACGGACUGCUGGACCUGGAGCUUCUAGAAGCCUCCAUCCGCCCUGACACCUCUUUGGUGUCGGUGAUGACGGUCAACAACGAGAUUGGAGUCAAGCAACCCAUCAAAGACAUAAGCCAAGUUUGCCGGUCCAAAGGAGUCUUUUUCCACACUGAUGCUGCGCAGGCUGUCGGUAAGAUUCCCAUCAACGUCUCUGACUGGAAGGUUGAUCUGAUGUCCAUCAGUGGUCACAAGAUCUAUGGACCCAAAGGUGUUGGGGCCUUGUAUGUGCGCCGCCGGCCGCGGGUCCGUUUGGAGCCUCUGCAGAACGGGGGAGGCCAGGAGAGGGGCCUUCGCUCGGGCACUGUUCCCACCCCCCUGGUGGUCGGACUGGGAGCUGCCUGCAGCGUCGCCCAGAAGGAGAUGGAGUACGAUCACCACAGAGUGUCCAUGCUUGCUGAUCGUUUGAUCAAGAGAAUCAUGACAGAAGUUCCUGAAGUUGUGAUGAACGGAGACCCGGAGCAGCGGUAUCCGGGCUGCAUAAACCUUUCGUUUGCUUAUGUGGAGGGAGAGAGUCUGUUAAUGGCUCUGAAGGAUGUUGCCCUCUCAUCUGGAAGUGCAUGUACGUCAGCGUCUCUGGAGCCGUCGUACGUCCUCCGAGCCAUUGGAGCGGAUGAAGACCUGGCUCACUCCUCCAUCAGGUUUGGGAUUGGCAGGUUCACAACAGAAGAAGAAGUCGACUACACAGCGGAAAAAUGCAUCCAGCAGGUCCGUAGGCUCAGAGAAAUGAGUCCUCUGUGGGAGAUGGUUCAGGAAGGAAUCGACCUGAAGAGCAUCAAGUGGACCCAACAUUGAAUCCAGUUCACUUCCUGUCCAGUUCCCAGCUGAUGAAAAUGAUUACAGUUCCCAAGAAAAACUUGGAACGGUCCAGCUUUUCUUCUUCAACACAAACACGCACAAACUCCCUGUACAGUCUGCUUUUUAGCUGAGCUCCGUAUUUUUUCUAGAAGCUCCUCCAGUGUUUAGGACUGAUGAUCAACACUGCAGCCUCUGCUUGUUCCGGUCAUUCUCCAGUGAGGAUUUUCCUGAUUACACAACUGUUUAGAGACUUUUAGGCCACCACUGGAGUCUGAGUUUUGAGAACUGAAGAUUUCCUGCAGAAUAUCAGCUUUUACAGUUUUCUGCAUCGAGUUUAUAAACUGCGAUUAAGUGGUGGUGAAUGUAGUCUGCAGGACUUGUAGCUCAUGCCACUUUGAAAGACACUGAAUUUUUUUACUUAACCAAUUGUGAGCUGAAACCCCAUUUCCCUGGCUGAUGGAGUUCCAGCAGUUAUUGUGUCUGUGUGCUGUCAUCUCCUGAUGUCUUUGACUAACCCAGUCCACAUUUCAUUAUUAACUCAUCUUUCACACUUUAGCAUGCAGUAAAUAAAUGCAGCCUUUACAGCAA